Molecule: messenger RNA, 1458 nt
Organism: Durusdinium trenchii
Lineage: Eukaryota; Dinophyceae; Suessiales; Symbiodiniaceae
Source: the annotation of a GenBank genome assembly
CAAAGGUCUCAAGCCUUGCACACCAUGGGCAAUGUCAUGGGCAACAUCGUGUUGAAGAAAUUGACUCCCGCCGAGCUCUACAAUAAGCUUCAGGACACACGAGAACUGCUCCUGGUGGUCGAUGUGGACAAAGAAGAUCAUGCUGAUGACGUCGGCGAGAUCUUGGAGACUACAGAACUCAACUUCAUGUCACCGCAGCUAUGCAAGAGGCUUCUUCGCAAGGUUAUGGUGAAUCGCCGCGCUAGAGGUUGGACCAUCGCGGUGCUGGGUCGCGAGGGUCGCCAGGCCCGAGCAGCAGAAGGUCUCUACAAAUGGAUUUCCGCCAAUGGCUUUGGUUUCACCCGGGACGAGACCAAGCGAAGUGACUCCUUAGUGAAAGAAGUCUGUGAACUUGCUGGCAGUACUGAAGACUUUUAUCGGUCCUUUCCGUUUCUGCAUGAAGGUCAUCCAUUUUUCGAACUUGGACGUUUAUAUCCUUCGCUGGUGGCUACAGCAGAUGAUGGUAGGGUUUUCCUCAGCAACUUUGGAGUUGCCAGCGACCCGCAUACCUACCAUGCCCUGGGAAUCCACUACGUGGUGAAUUGCUCAAGAGAUUUACCCUUUGUUGAUGAUGUGGUGUCUACUUUGCGCUCCAAGCCGCGAGACAAGAGCUCUUCAAUGCUUGAGGACACAGUCCAGAAACCAAUCAAAGCCGACCUCGAUGUACAGCUUGCAGCAAGACUCCGGGUGCCUGUGGAUGAUUCGAGCGACGUUCAGAUUUCGGAACAUUUUGCGGCGAGCGUGAGAUUUAUCGAAGAGUCCUUGCAAAAGAAAGAUGGCCAUGUCUUGAUUCAUUGCAAGCAUGGACAAAGCCGUUCAGCCACCAUCGCAGCUGCGUAUUUGUUGCACAAAGCAAAAGGGCAAAGUUCCCAAAGGGCAACUGUGGAUGAGGUUCUUGCAGAGCUCAAGAACUGUCGGCCAAGAGCCAGUCCAAAUCUCGGAUUCUUGCGGCAAUUGCACGAGUUUUCGGAAGGAGGCGAUUCUGAGACGAGAAUAGACUAGGUGAUGGCGAGUGUUUUAGGGUUUACAGUGGCUGGGAUACAUGCUUCGGCAUUAGUGCAGAUGGAUGCCGCACUGGCGCACGUGCCAGCAUUUCCAGUCUCUUCCAACAUUUCCAUGCUGCCAACGACUGGAAGUGCAACAUAUCCAACUUGUGCAAGGAAACUGAAGACUUAUUUUAAAUAGUUCCUUGUAGACAAUCAUUGGGAUAGAGAUCCCUCAUGACUGAUAACUUGAUGUUCCUUGACCCUGAAAUGGGCAUUUUGCUUGUUGUACAGCUUGUUUUGGUCCCGUUCGGGAGCCAGUUCGCCCAGCAAUUUAAAGUGCGACGGAGGAGUUUACGAGAAACACCCAUUUCUGGACCUUCCAAGAAGAGCAGAAGACAGAUCUUAGAACCAUUGGACAAUGCCACCGAUGGGA